This is a messenger RNA of Colletotrichum costaricense, 597 nucleotides long. RefSeq names its product ADP-ribosylation factor 4. NCBI's taxonomy places the organism in Eukaryota, Fungi, Ascomycota, Sordariomycetes, Glomerellales, Glomerellaceae. Gene Ontology annotation, cellular component: cytoplasm; microtubule cytoskeleton. The record is from RefSeq and is a predicted model, not a curated record. The transcript is spliced from 5 exons. Gene Ontology annotation, molecular function: GTPase activity; GTP binding. The coding region runs from base 1 to 597 and encodes 198 amino acids. Gene Ontology annotation, biological process: protein folding.
AUGUUGUCCAUUCUGAGAAAAGCACGUCUCAAAGACAAGGAGAUGCGAAUCCUGAUGCUAGGCCUCGAUAAUGCGGGAAAGACUACGAUUGUCAAGAAGAUUAUGGGCGAAGACGUCAACACCGUAAGCCCGACAUUGGGCUUCAUCAUCAAGACUAUAGACUACGAUGGAUACAAGCUAAACAUUUAUGCGUUGAUCUGGGUCGUCGAUGCCACAGAUCGACUGAGAAUCGAGGAUUGCAGAGAGGAGCUCCACGGCCUGCUGCAAGAAGAGGUUCGUGCCAACGGCGAGGAUGGGGAGGAGGACGACGACACCGAUUAUCUGGAGCAAGUUUGCUCGUGUUUGCCAACAAGACCGACGUCAACGGAUGCAUGGACGAGCAGGAAAUUCUUCAAGUUGGGUGCUCCGGGACAACCACAUCUUGGACCAUUACUGGGGGGAGUCGAGCUGACGUAUUUCACCCAGGGGCUGCAAUUGGAGGCGAUUAGAACACAUCGCUGGCACGUCCUGCGAUGCAGUGCCAUGACAGGCAGCAACCUCAAGGAAGGCCUUGCUUGGGUGGUGGACGACGCAAAGAAGAGGCUGUUCCUGUACUAG